Messenger RNA from Rangifer tarandus platyrhynchus (Svalbard reindeer), 948 nucleotides. Lineage: Eukaryota; Metazoa; Chordata; Mammalia; Artiodactyla; Cervidae. The record is from the annotation of a GenBank genome assembly.
AUGCCAGCCGCCGGCUCCGAGCCGCCACGCCCGCCGUCGCCGCCCGCCGCGCAGGAGCAGGGCGCCGAGUCGCGGCCGCCGCCGCCGCACGGGGAGCUGCAGUACCUGGGGCAGAUCGAGCACAUCCUCCGCUGCGGUUUCCGGAAGGAUGACCGCACCGGCACCGGCACCCUGUCGGUGUUCGGGAUGCAGGCGCGGUACAACCUGAGAGAUGAAUUUCCUCUGCUGACAACCAAACGUGUUUUCUGGAAAGGUGUUUUGGAGGAGUUGCUGUGGUUUAUCAAGGGAUCCACCAACGCUAAGGAACUGUCUUCCAAGGGAGUGAAAAUUUGGGAUGCCAACGGGUCCCGAGACUUCCUUGACAGCCUGGGCUUCUCCAGCAGAGCUGAAGGGGACUUAGGCCCAGUGUAUGGCUUCCAGUGGAGGCAUUUUGGGGCUGAAUACAAAGAUAUGGAUUCAGAUUAUUCAGGUCAAGGAGUAGAUCAACUGCAAAAAGUGAUCGACACAAUCAAAACCAACCCUAACGACAGAAGAAUCAUCCUGUGUGCUUGGAAUCCAAAAGAUCUCCCUCUCAUGGCCCUCCCCCCGUGCCACGCCCUCUGCCAGUUCUACGUGGUGAAUGGGGAGCUGUCCUGCCAGUUGUACCAACGGUCGGGAGACAUGGGCCUGGGUGUGCCCUUCAACAUCGCCAGCUAUGCCCUGCUCACCUACAUGAUCGCACACAUCACGGACCUGAAGCCAGGUGACUUUGUACACACUCUGGGAGAUGCACACGUUUACCUGAAUCACAUCGAGCCGCUGAAAACUCAGCUUCAGCGAGAACCAAGGCCUUUCCCCAAGCUCAGAAUCCUUCGAAAAGUUGAGAAAAUCGAUGACUUCAAGGCUGAAGACUUUCAGAUUGAAGGCUACAAUCCUCACCCAACUAUUAAAAUGGAAAUGGCUGUCUAG